AUGGAACGCAUGAUCUCAUGUCGCUUAAGCUGGUGGCUUGAGUGGCACGGCCUUCUUCCGGGCACGCAGUUUGGAUUUUGCAGACAGAAGUCAUGCGUUGACAACCUGACUCUUCUAUACGGUGAGAUCCUGGGAGCUUUUCAGGAGGACUCGGCCGUGGCGGCCGCCUUUUUAGACAUCCAGGGAGCGUAUGACAAUGUUUUGAGUGACAUCCUGCUGAAUAAUCUACUUUUGCUGGGGGUUCCGCAACGUACCCAAAAGUUUAUAUGGCACCUUACUUCAUCGCGCCAACUUUUCUUUAGGUUCGGAGAACUAGAGCUGUAUGCAGACGAUGUUUGCCUGUAUUCCUCGGAGUUUCCGGUGGAGGAAGCUCUGAGAAGCGUGGAGUUGGCAGUGGAGGAGACGAAUUUGACUUUGGGGUCGCUUGGGUUGACUCUGUCGGCCCCUAAGACUCAGUUGUGUGUCUUUAGCCCGGGCGAUAGGGCCCUAAAGUCCGUGAUUGAUUGGGACAAGAAAUCAUUCUGA
This is a messenger RNA of Pseudomyrmex gracilis, 525 nucleotides long. RefSeq lists its product as uncharacterized. Lineage: Eukaryota; Metazoa; Arthropoda; Insecta; Hymenoptera; Formicidae. Bases 1 to 525 code for a protein of 174 amino acids. The record is from RefSeq and is a predicted model, not a curated record. The transcript is spliced from 3 exons.